Rhopilema esculentum is the source of this 2960-nucleotide messenger RNA. Its product is annotated as gamma-aminobutyric acid receptor subunit beta-2. Gene Ontology annotation, biological process: monoatomic ion transmembrane transport. Gene Ontology annotation, cellular component: membrane. The record is from RefSeq and is a predicted model, not a curated record. NCBI's taxonomy places the organism in Eukaryota, Metazoa, Cnidaria, Scyphozoa, Rhizostomeae, Rhizostomatidae. Gene Ontology annotation, molecular function: GABA-A receptor activity; extracellular ligand-gated monoatomic ion channel activity.
AGUGAUUCCAUUCAUUCUAAUUUUUCCUCACCUAUCGCCAUCCAUUUUUACUUUGUUUAUUUUACCUACAGUAAUUUCUUCACAUCACUACCUCAUCACUACACUCUACGAGCAUAUCACUAUGUCAACAUUUCCUCUCUUUUGUUUAGGCCCUCAUUAACCCUACACAUCUACCUAAAUCUCAAUUCAUAAACUAUUCACACUUAGCCUAGCCCUUCCUAUCCUUUGUUUUCCUUACAUCAUUAGUGUUAAUUUUAGAUAUUCAUUUCUGUAUAUAAGCAUGUUAAUUUUUAUGUAAGUCAGUUCAGUUCAGAGUUCAGUUACAAUCACACAACGCACUGUCUCUCUCUCUGGCUCCGUGUCCUCUGCACGUAAAAUAAGACACGCUGGGUUGGAAAUGACACGUUAGUCGAUGGAUGGAAUUAUUAGUGAACGAAUCGCACAUAACAAGGCUCAAUUCUCGUUACACUAAAUUACUGGCAGGUUUAGAACCAGACUUGAUGACAAAUGUAAUGCUACUACUUUUUGCCUCAUUUUGAAAUUUUUCCUUGCAUGUGGCAAACAUAAACCAAGAACAAACAAAAGAAAUGAUGGGCCUAAUCAAGAAAUUUUAGCUUUCAAGAUUCCCUAGUCCAACACAGGUUGACAACUAAAUUCUAUUAACUAGAAUUUAGCAAGUUCUUGCCAAACUUGUCUCAGGAGCUAGCUAUGCAGAUGAAACAACUGCUGAUAAUUUGCACGCAGAUUUGUUUAAAACAGCUGGCUUCCCGUCGUAUCUAAAACAGCGGUUUCCAUAGACAAUGUACCUGUUAUUCCGACUGGGUGAUUGAAAUCGAUGAAUGAUUCAAUAUUAAUGGAAAAUUUUGCUAUUACCAAUACUUGAAUAGAAGUGGCUGGUAAUAUUUUGGCCUAAAGGAUUUUAAAGAGCGUUGAAAGAUUUGAGAUUUGAUGUCAAAUAUUGAGGUAGCAGAAUUGAAAGAGAAAUGCAACUGGCUGUCCUUGUAGCUCUGCUUUCUGCAAUAGCAAAUAUUGCUCUUGCCUUUGGUAUCAAAGAAGCAAGUGAAUAUCAUACCGAUGCGAGUGCUGCUACAGUUUUGAGAAGGCUGCUAAAAAAUUACGAUAGAAGGCUGAGGCCAGAUCUGACAGGUCCUCCAAUAACGGUUCGCAUUGACCUUUCCAUUGUUUCCUUUGGUCACAUAGAAGAAGUCAGGAUGAUCUUCCCAUGCGAGCUAUUUUUCAGACAAAGAUGGAAUGAUGCACGCUUGAAGCAUAACUUAAGCCAGCCUCUUACUCUCAUGGCUGGCAGAAAACAUGUCUCAGAUAUCAUAUGGGUUCCUGAUACUGUCUUUGUCAACUCGAUCGACUCUAAAAUGCAUGACGUCACAGUUAGAAACGAUAAAAUUGACAUAUACCCAAAUGGAGAUGUCUUCUGGGGCACUAGGAUUAGUGUAAGAGCAUCGUGUCGCCUAGACUUGAAAAGCUACCCAAUGGACACUCAAAGAUGCAGCAUUAGCAUGAAAAGUUAUGCAUAUCCUUCGGACGACAUCGUUUACCGAUGGCACAAUAAGCCAGGGAUCAAGAUUCUCGAUCCGGAGACGCCUCAGUAUGACCUACUAGAUUAUAGAACCGAGGCAACCUUCGAUUCAACUGAUACCGGCAACUACUCCAUCUUAAGUACAAUGUUUACUUUCAAACGACGCACUGGAUAUGCAGUACUUCAAAUCUAUAUUCCUACGAUAGCCAUCGUUUGUGUGUCUUGGAUAUCGUUAUGGAUUGAUCAAGACUCGGCCACCCCUAGAAUACUUUUAUGCAUUACAACAUUGCUGACGCUGUCUACGAUUUGUGCUUCCGUGAAUUCAACGUUGCCAAGGGUUUCCUACAUAAAGGCAGUUGAUCUGUUCCUUUUGGUAUCCUUUUGCUUCGUAUUCUUCACACUGGUGCAGUACAUACUUGUGUUAAAUUUGUCAGCAAGGGCAAAAGCAAAACGUAAAGCCGAGGCAUGUAGAGAAAGAGAAAAAAAUUCAAAUGAGAAGGUUGCAUUAAAUGAUGAAACAAUAAACAAAAAUAAUGAAAUAAAAGAAGAAUCCGAGAAAAAUGUCCACUGCCCAGGCUCCAAGGCUUACGACAACCUUAGGCAGAGAGUCAAAUUUUCAAAGGAAGCAAAAAGACAAAAUUGUUUCAUAUUUAAGAAAGUCAAAGGUCCCGAGACAUCAAAUCUGGAUAAAAUAGGGCGAGUCGUGUUUCCAUUUGGCUAUAUCAUGUUCAAUAUGUAUUACUGGAUAGAAUAUCUCGGAAGCAACGAGCUGAAGAAAUUUCCCCAUUGAUUGAUCUGGUGCUGGUAUCUGAUUACAGGCAAUUGGCUUGCGAUACAUGGUCUAUAAGAGAUUCGAGACAUGAAUAGAAAUGACCCUGAAACAUAAUAAGAAAGAGAAAGGACAUGAAACAGAAGGGACGAUGCUUUAUCAGAAAGGAACCUAAUCUCAUGAGUUUUAGGUUUGCCAAAACGUAUUUCAAUUCUUUAGAAAAAGCUGUUAGAGAAUCCCACUGGACCAAGGAACUGGAAAAAUUUAUCUCUUCCAAAAGAGUGCUCGUUCCCAAGGGGUACAUCGCACACUGACGAUUUACAAUUAUUCAUAAACUCAGUUCAACUGUUAAUGAUGAUGACUAAAUUAAAUUAGUCAGAGAUAAUUUCAAGAGGGGCUUCUGAGCUUUAACUAAUUCGCUUGAGAUUGUUAUUAUUUGUAAUUGUCACUUGUGCCACGCUUCCUUGCGUUUUCGGCAAUGUGGGGCGGGGAGUCUUUCGGCCUCCUGAGGAUUUGGUUUGUAAAACUAGGGUAAGAUGUGUGUUUCGUGCCGCUUUCAUUCCCUUGGUUAAUCUAGGGGUAUUUAAGGUUUUGGCAUAGCGUGGGUCUCCUCUUGCUUAGUGAAGCCUCAAUACAAGUAUGCUGUUCUUUUUACCG